AUGGAGGAUGUCGACAAUCAUGAGUCAAUCCCCGAAACAGAGGCACUUCCCGCAACAGUAAAGUCUGUUUCGACCUUCGAGCUCGUCAUCAUAUCUUACGGCCAUGCCAAGGGCCCACUUACCCUCGCAGGCCUGGGUUCAGUCGAGAGGCUCACCUUUUCCGUCAGGGACAUCAGGAACCCACCCGCCAGGCUGCGCAGGACGCACACAGGUCUCUCCUCUCAUCUGCGCAAGGAGGUCAUGGCCAACCAGGCCGCCGCUGCAAGAUUGGGGCUCAUUCUCGAGACUGUGCAGGCGAAGAUGGGUGAGAUGCAACGGGCCCGCGAAGGCUUGGACACCAGCGCGGAAUCGCCUUCAUUGUCUGCGGCACCGUCAACCACCCUCGUUGUCGGCAUCAUGUGUGAACGGGGGAAGCAUCGCAGUGUUACCUUUGCGGAGGAACUUUCUCGGGCCAUCCAACCAGAUGGCUGCUGGGCCGUCUCGGUUCGGCAUCGUGAGUUGGAUUCAUUGCCACAUCGCACGGACUUAGCUGUCCCAGAGGAGAACAGCUUGAUGACAACAGGAGACGGAAGAGCCGGGCCCGAGACCAGGAAACAACGGGAUCUGGAAAGGAAGAAAGGUAGGUCGUCAGCCAGGGGAUUCUUGCACGAAGAUGCCCCCGGUGCCGAGGAGGAUGUUUGA
Molecule: messenger RNA, 681 nt
Organism: Fonsecaea erecta
Lineage: Eukaryota; Fungi; Ascomycota; Eurotiomycetes; Chaetothyriales; Herpotrichiellaceae
Exons: 1
Coding region: 1-681 (226 amino acids)
Source: RefSeq, a predicted model, not a curated record